GGAGGGUGGGCAAGAUGGCGCCCGGGGAGUGAUCGGCCCGGAUUUCUCCAGCGGUCGCUGAGGCACCAGGGCGAGGGGUUCUACCCACCGCUGCCGCCCUUCUUACUUUCCCCGCCCCCAGAGCUUCCUCCUUCCCUUCCUCCCUUUACCUUGGCGGGUGGGGGGGGAGGCAGACUUGGUUCCCGGGACACCAUGUCGGACUCUGAGGAGGAGAGCCAGGACAGGCAACUGAAAAUCGUCGUGCUGGGGGACGGCACCUCCGGGAAGACCUCCUUAGCUACCUAUUUUGCUCAAGAAACUUUUGGGAAACAGUACAAACAAACUGUAGGACUGGAUUUCUUUUUGAGAAGGAUAACAUUGCCAGGAAACUUGAAUGUUACUCUUCAAGUUUGGGAUAUAGGAGGGCAGACAAUAGGAGGCAAAAUGUUGGAUAACUAUAUCUAUGGAGCACAGGGAAUCCUCUUGGUCUAUGAUAUUACGAAUUAUCAGAGCUUCGAGAAUUUAGAAGACUGGUAUACUGUGGUGAAGAAAGUGAGUGAGGAGUCAGAAACUCAGCCACUGAUUGCUUUGGUGGGCAAUAAAAUUGAUUUGGAGCAUAUGCGAACAGUAAAACUUGAAAAACACUUACGGUUCUGCCAGGAAAAUGGUUUUAGUAGCCACUUUGUCUCAGCAAAGACUGGAGACUCUGUCUUCCUGUGUUUUCAGAAAGUUGCUGCUGAAAUCCUUGGAAUCAAGUUAAACAAAGCAGAAAUAGAACAGUCACAGAGGGUGGUGAAGGCAGAUAUUGUAAACUACAACCAGGAACCUAUGUCGAGAACUGUUAACCCUCCCAGGAGCUCCAUGUGUGCGGUUCAGUGAGCGCGCCGUUCUCUGGGAUCGGUCCCUCCGCCUGCCCCUCGCCUGUGUGGCCAGAGGCCGCUCGGAGCCGUUUUCUCAGUGACCAUCUCUGUAGCUCAGUUAGCACUUUCCUCCCGGCUCGCUUCAUCAUUAGGUGUUGCCUCUCGGCUGCUGGCAGCAGCUCCUUGGACUGGAAAGAACUCAGCUUCGGGACCACACACUUUGGUUCCAAAAUGGAAGGCCCAUUCUCUGGAAUUAGGCUGCUUCAUUGGAAAAGAAUAAUGUUGGUUCUCUUCCAUGUCCUCACUUCUUUUUUACCCAGAUGUCAGUUUUUUAAAACAUGGAAACUAUCCAAGUGUUGAUCAUCAGGCAGGAUUUUACCAGAGCAUAUUUUCAUUUUCUUAUCGGAACUUACACAUGGCAAAGUACGCUUCAGAGUACAAGCAUUUAAACAAGUAAUAUAUUUUUAUCUACAAAUACUAAAAAAGGCAAACCUUUUGCUAUCGAUAGUGAGUGAAAACAUAUAAAGCUGUAUCUAACUGGAAGUGCUUGAAAUAAAGCUGUAAUAGAAAUAUAUUUUUUUCAUUUUUUUACAAAGGACCUAAAUUGUUUAUAUUGUGUUGAUAGCUCACCAAGUGGUGAGUAUUUGAUACUGUAUUUUUAUCACUUAUCACGAUCAUUGUGUGUUGUGGAUGCUCGGGUGAGAGGGCCUCACCGGGUCUGUUAGUGUCCAGCUGGCGCUCCACAGGACUCGCUCCUGCGCCCCGUGCCACCCAGCGCCCUCGGGAGGGGGUGUGACUGUUGUUGGAUCAUUGUGGGUCGGACUUGUACCUGAUGUUCAGACGUUUUUCUUUUGCAAAUAAAAUUAUUU
Molecule: messenger RNA, 1708 nt
Organism: Artibeus jamaicensis (Jamaican fruit-eating bat)
Lineage: Eukaryota; Metazoa; Chordata; Mammalia; Chiroptera; Phyllostomidae
Gene: RAB28
Product: RAB28, member RAS oncogene family
Exons: 7
Coding region: 193-858 (221 amino acids)
Cellular component (GO): endosome; Golgi apparatus
Molecular function (GO): GTP binding; GTPase activity
Source: RefSeq, a predicted model, not a curated record